CCUGAGACGAAAGACUGCGGCGUGGCUCCUUAAUCGUGGGAACGUCGCCUCGCUCAGCCGCCAGAGAAUCUUCAUUUCCCCUUCGCGUUUGGAUCUUCAAAAAAUCGAUAGAUCCCUCUUCUCGAGUCUCUAAAUCUAGGGUUUUGUCGGUUCUCGUAAAUCUUUCCGUGUCAAAGUUCUCCGAUUUCUGGGUUUUCUCGGGAUAAUCUCGGAAGGGUCUGUAUUGGAUGAUGGAGUUGAUGAAAUCGACGGGAAAUCUGAAACCGGAGCUCGAAACGGCGACCAAGUGCCGGGACGAGUUUCCGGUGAAGCUGGAGAUCGCCGAGGAUUUUCUGGAAGAAGAAUACGGUGCCCUCAGCAAGCGAUCCAAGAUUUAUCCUUCAUUUCAUCAGGAGACAUAUAGCAUUGACACAAUGGCGUUUCCUUUGCAAACGACACAAUAUAACCCGCUCGAUGAGCCGAGUCCUCUGGGUCUGAGCUUGAGGAAGAGUCCAUCUUUCUUGGAUUUGAUUCAGAUGAGACUCGCUCAAGGUGGUAAGAAAAACAGUAAAUCUGCCUCUUCUGAGGCGGGUCCUUCCCUAGGAGCUGCAGAGAAGCUUAAAGCUUCCAACUUUCCCGCUUCAUUUUUAAGGAUUGGCCAGUGGGAGUAUAAAUCUCGGUAUGAAGGUGAUUUGAUUGCAAAGUGUUACUUUGCGAAACACAAACUUGUUUGGGAAGUGUUACAGCAUGGUCUUAAGAGCAAAAUCGAGAUCCAGUGGUCAAAUAUUAUGGCUUUGAAGGCAAACUGUCCAGACGAUGAACCUGGAACACUGACUGUUGUGCUCGCUCGGCAGCCUCUCUUUUUCAGGGAAACAAACCCUCAGCCUAGAAAGCAUACUCUAUGGCAAGCUGCCUCGGAUUUUACUGAUGGCCAAGCCAGCGUUCACAGACAACAUUUUCUGCAAUGUCCACAAGGGUUACUGGACAAACAUUUCGAGAAGCUUACUCAAUGUGAUCAUCGGCUGUUCCAUCUUAGCCGACAACCGGAGAUAAUUCUGGAUUCCCCCUACUUCGAGGCAUGGCAAUCUGUUUUCGAGGAUCCAGCUGAAUCAAAAGGUCAUACUUUUGGGCAAUCGGAACUCAGCAAGGGGCAUUCUAUCUCUGGUUCUCAGAGUUUAGCAUCGCCAGUUGCAGAUCAGUCAUCAUCUGAACACGUCUCUCAUGAUGCACCAUCUCCUAGCUCAGUCAUAGACGCUCAUGCAAAUGAAGGGAACGGAGCUGCAGAAGCAGUUGAUUCAAGGAAUACGAGGGAUUGGGAUCAGAUAAAAGUACCCGGAUUACGUCAAUCUAUAUCAGUGAGCGAUUUCAUGAAUCACCUCGAGCAAUAUAUAUCGGAUCCGGCCCCUGGAAAUGAAUCAGAACGACGAGAGAUACGAGACAUUGCUCAGCACCUGUUCAGCGAGACCCAAUUAACCACAUUGUCUGACGAGAAGUCGCUCAUGUCGAGGGUGAAUUCUCUUUGCUGCCUUCUGCAGAAAGAUGGAAUCACAGCCGCAAACUCGCAGCUCAACGAGGAAAGUGCGGGCUUUCCCGGAAAAUAUUCCCAACCAAACGGUCUGAAAGGGGUUCUUCAUGAUAGAGGAACCCGAGAUGAGCGUAAAGUUUCUGAUCCCGAGGCAACAGAAGAUGCUUCCGGCAGCAAGUCCCCGGCCCGGGGCAUGCAAAGGAUAGAUUCAUACAACGAAAUUCUAUUACAGCUUCCGAGGAUUGCAUCUCUCCCACAGUUCUUGUCCUUCAUUGCAGAAGAUGAUGGUGAUGGACACAGUAGGUAGCGUUUUAUUCUCAGAUUAUGGCUAAGUGUAGGAUCUGAGAUGUAGUUUGUUUGUGCUCAAUGUAAAUCAUGUUUAUUGCUAUUCGCAUUUAAACCUAAAAGAUGCACAGAGGGUUUGGAGAAUAUAGGCCUUGAUGAUGAAUCCUUAUAGUGCAUUUCCAUGUUUUCCCCUCAAAUAAUAUGAAUAAUUUUACA
Tarenaya hassleriana is the source of this 2005-nucleotide messenger RNA. RefSeq lists its product as uncharacterized. The coding region runs from base 228 to 1811 and encodes 527 amino acids. NCBI's taxonomy places the organism in Eukaryota, Viridiplantae, Streptophyta, Magnoliopsida, Brassicales, Cleomaceae. The transcript has 6 exons. The record is from RefSeq and is a predicted model, not a curated record.